This is a messenger RNA of Symbiodinium pilosum, 1386 nucleotides long. NCBI's taxonomy places the organism in Eukaryota, Dinophyceae, Suessiales, Symbiodiniaceae. The record is from the annotation of a GenBank genome assembly.
AUGAAGAGGCAGGCGGAAUCCCAAGAUGUGGCAGGAUCGCCCAACCAGCGCAAAGUCGGGCGCAAAUCUGCGCCCAAACUGAAAGUGCUUUGCUACUCCUGCCCUCUCAUGGGGCAUGUGACACCCACCUUGAGCCUUGCCAGCGCUUUGGCCAAGAAGGGCCAUGAGGUCAUCUUCGUCAGCUCGCAGGGGCUUGCGGGGAAGGUGGCCGAGAGCUGUCGGAGGUCCGGCUACAUGUUUCGUGGCCUGGCAGAUGCCAUGACAGCGGAGGAGCUGCGAACCAUCCAUCCAGCAGAAGGCCCUGUGUUCAUGGACUUCACCGAGAAACAUGGCCCGCUGCUGGCUCAGAUGAUCAAGGUCGAGAUGAAGAUCGAGAAGUAUCAUUCCAGUGGUCCUAGCCCACGCUUGAAGUCCCCACAAAACUGGAAGCCUGAUGUGGUUGUCGCCGACUUUGCCAGUGGUGCUGGCCUUCUCCAGGCGAAGGAGAUGCAGUUGCCACUGGUCAUCAAUGUGCCAAUGCCCGCCAGUCUUCUAAGGAGAGUGCUGCUUGCGGACAACCCUCUCCUGAACUACAUAGUCAGCAACUGGAUUCAAGUCGGAGACAAGCACGCCAUUCAGUAUUUGGGCCAGGUCGCAGUGCCAGCGCUCAAGACUGCGCCCAGCAUCGUGAACAGCUCCUCAGCUUUGGACGGUCGCAUCUCUUUGCCGCCUAACUUUCUGAUCUCCGGGCCUCUGGACGGCUUUGCAGCAAAACCGCUGUUACCCUCUCGCCAUGCUGACAUCCUUCAAUUCGUGAAGACAGCGAAGUCCCAGGCAAAACCACUGUUUUACAUCACGACAGGGAGCUUGAUGGACUUGUCAAAGGAGCAGGUCCUGGCGCUCUACGAGGGUUUCGCCUCCUGCGACGUUCGGGUGCUGUGGUCAUUGAAGGACACCAAGCGAGACUUUCUUCCCAAGCCUCUUUCUGCGGACUUCCUCAUCGCAGCCUGGAUGCCCCAAGUCGAGAUCCUCUCCCUGCAGGAAUUGACCGCUGUGUUAACCCAUUGCGGGUGGGGUGGCUCCCUCGAGUGCAUGAUGGCGGCAAAGCCAGUGAUUUGCUUCCCCGGCUUUGGAGAUCAACAGCAAAACGCGCGCAUCCUCAAUCGGAAGGGCUGCGGCCCUUUGCUGAAGCCCAGCUCUGUGACAGCGGGGGCUGUUGCAGCGGCUGUAAAAGACGUUCUGACAAAGAUUCAGACUUACCAGGGCAAUGCGAGGAGGAUUUCCGACGACCUGCGGCAAAGCCCUGGUCCCGAGGCGGCGGUGGAGCUUGUCGAAAAGGCCGUCGAAGAUGGCUCAGCAAGCUCGACAUCAAGUGAGGCUGCUUCAUCCAGAUGUGUGGUGAGCUGA